Messenger RNA from Carcharodon carcharias (great white shark), 3794 nucleotides. RefSeq names its product calcium uniporter regulatory subunit MCUb, mitochondrial-like. The transcript has 8 exons. The record is from RefSeq and is a predicted model, not a curated record. Lineage: Eukaryota; Metazoa; Chordata; Chondrichthyes; Lamniformes; Lamnidae. Gene Ontology annotation, cellular component: mitochondrial inner membrane; uniplex complex. Gene Ontology annotation, molecular function: calcium channel inhibitor activity. Gene Ontology annotation, biological process: mitochondrial calcium ion homeostasis; calcium import into the mitochondrion. Bases 225 to 1217 code for a protein of 330 amino acids.
UUCAAUUUGGCUCCAGCCUCUGUCUGUUUUGUAGCGGAGCUCGAUUCCUCGUUGUAAAGCUCCCCCUUGGGUCCCUUUCAUUCAGCAGAGACGGAAGAAGAUGAAAAGGAGCGGGUGAGGUGGGAAGGAGGAGUAAGGAGAGAGGAAACCACACCAAGCGGCGGAUAUUAACAAGCAAAAUCUUGUAUUUGAGAGUAUCCAACAGGAAGAGCGGAGAGGGAGAGAUGGCUUUGUGUCGGAGAGUCCUGAAUGGAUGGAUUCCAGUCAGCAGACAGACUGUGCUGGUCAGCCGGAGGUGGGCAGCGAAAAAUGGCCCAAGACAGCUCUUCCAUUUAAGACAAUGUAGAAUGACCUUUUACAGCACCCUGGUAUCAUCUGAUGAGGUAACUGUUGAAUACAAGCAUGGUUUUCCCAUAAUCUCCAUCACACUACCCUCCAGAAAAGAGCGUUGCCAGUUUCUGGUGAAACCAUUGUUGAUGAAUGUUGGAGACCUUCUUAAGGACUUGAAGAAUGAGGAUCGAGGCAUCAACAGUGCUGGAAUAUUUUCAGAAGAUGGCACUAGAGUUUCAGCCACGACACCAAUCACUGUUUUAUUAACAAAGAACUUUGAACUGGUUAUUAAUGAAACAAAGUAUUUUGUAAAGCCCCCAACAAAAGACCAUGUAAGCAGUGAGCAUUCUGUAGAAAUGGAUGAUGUAAAGAACCUCGUUCACAGGCUUUACAUAGCACUACAUACAGAAGAUCACCAACUGCACAAAGAGGGGGAGCUGCUGGAGAAACUGGAAAAUCUGAAAGGAGAGCUGCAGGAUCUUGAACAGGUAAAGUCUCAGUUAUUUCUGAAGGCUGAAGCUAAAUCCAGUCGAUUGAUGUGGAUUGGUCUGGCACUUAUGUCCACUCAAGCUGGAGCACUUGCCUGGUUAACAUGGUGGGUCUACUCCUGGGAUAUAAUGGAGCCAGUCACUUACUUCAUCACAUAUGCAAGUUCUAUGGCCUUUUAUGCAUACUUCCUGCUCACACGCCAGGAUUGUGUUUAUCCUGAUGUGAAAGACAGACAGUUCCUUCAUUACUUUCAUCGAGGUGCCAAAAGAAACAGCUUUGACAUAGAGAAAUACAACAAAAUCAAGGAGGAGCUGGCUGAGGUAGAAAAGAAUCUCAGACGACUGCGUAACCCUUUGCAACUGCAACUUCCAAUCGAACAAGUAAAUGGCAAAGACUAAAAUGAUUCUGUAGCUGAUGGGGACACAAACUUGGGAGCCAUGCUUCAUUAUGACCUUGACCUCUUCACCAGUACAACAUUUAGAUUUAAUCACAGUGCCUACAGGCAGGUGUUCACCUGUCUGUUUUAGUUCUUUAUUUAUUUCUAUUUAAAAACUGAUUUGAUUUUUGCGUAAUACCCUUUUUGCAGUUUGUGUGGCAUUCUUUCACUGAAGUGCUCAUGGAACUGAUCUGCUUUAAACUCUGCUAUUGAUGCUCACCUUCCUCCCUUACUAUCUCUCCUCCCCAGUCUUUUGUUUCUGACCCCAAUCCUUCAAAUAAGAAGCUCUGACAAUUAUCUUACACUGAAACACUCACAAUAGUGAGUGUGGUCUAUUACAUAACGUUUGAAAUUUGUGAUAAAAACAAAAAACUGCAGAUGCUGGAAUUUUGAAAUUUGUGGUUGAGUUGCUGCAAACUGCAGCUUUAGUGCCAGUGUUGUGAUUACAAAGAAGUGCCUCUCCUUUGCACUGGGAAGACUGGCAGUCUUGUAAAAUGUACAAUGGUUAAAAUACUAACUUGUGCAGAAGCAUGAUUAAUUGGUGAAGGGGUUAACAGUUUUUGCAGCGGGAAGAGCAACUUUUAUGAAGCUUUAAAUAAUUACAGUAAAUGAAUCUCCUUGAAAGCUUGCGACAGAAUACUUUGGCACUUUGGGAUUCAAGUACUUUGGAUUACAUUGGGAUGUUGGCCAAAGUGAGUUCAGUCUAAUGAGGUGUGCUGUAAAGGGUUUUCAUGGGUUCAUUCAUGUUGAAAUCUGGGAAACUGUUAGCACUUGAUGCUAUUUUUCUAAUGCACCCAGUUAUUGUAAUACCAAUGGGAUUUGGACAGUGCGUCAGGUUGCUCACUUGUACCAUUUUGCAGUGAGAAAAGUCACUGCACAUACUUUCAAAUGUCUGAUGCAGCCUGGCCUCUAAUUGUUGUCAUGCUCUACUACUUCCUUGGAAAGGAGCUGAGAGACUUACUGGGUAGAAUUCAAAUAAUGUUUUUAUUUUUCCAUUUCAAAACAGCUGUACAUGCCAUUUGUGAAAUGCAAAAAUAUUGAUGCAAGUUGACUCUUUAGAUUUUGUCUUGCUUUUUCCAAUACUGUCUCAUACUAGACAACUCGAUGUUUCCUUUCAGUACUGAUGCCAAAGGUGGCAUUGAAAGGCAGUAUUAUUUGUACCAAAAUAAUAAAGUGCGGUAUUUAAACUUGCUCUGCCUCAGUCAUGGAUGAAGACUUUCUCUGUGCCAAAUAUUGUGAUGCGUCUUAAAGAAGACCUAUUCGAAAUUAUUCUUUUUUUUCCCAUUAGUUCUGAAAGAAUUCAUUUUGAAAUCCUUCCAUUGUAUUUUUAAAAUGUACUUCUCUCCUGAUUUAGCCAGCAGCUUUAGGCCUUGUGCAUCCUCUUCUCAUUGUCAAGCUCCCACAAAGGUUGGGUUUUUAACGUUAUGUUUUCUUGGCAGAUGGGAAGUUGAAUAUUAUUUGUUGUCUCGUCUUCCACCCUCAAGCCAUGUGUAGCACUCUCAAAUUGUGAAUUAUUUUUGUCCUGCUGUUCCCAUUCUUUCUCCCUUUCAACUUUGCUUCCAGUUUGAAGAUGGUAUACUUUAUUUUUAUUUGGUUAAAAAUGGUCUGCACUGUUCUUCAGUCAAUUAAAAUCUAAUAAAUGUUGAAAAAUGCCUUUGGCAUGUUUAUGUCGUCAAAAUGAGGAGCUGCUGCCAUUCUUUCAGUGCCUCAGAAGAGUAUCUGGCCAAGUAAACCUGCCUGUAGCAUUCAUGACUAAUACCAAAUAGUUGGUCUUGUGGUUAGUGUUGAUAGCUGAGUUAAAGGCUGGAUGGACCUUAUCAGAUUUCUUUCAUUAGAGAGGGAGGUAGGAAUUCAAUUACUUCCUGCUUGUCAGGUAAGAUUGCUCCCAUGUCCUUUCUCUCUCAGAGAAGUGUCCCAAAUACAAAUCAGACACCAAUGCUUUACAAUUAUGAUACCUAUAGCUCAUGAGGCAGGCAGAGCAUGGCUAUUAUUUGAUAGUGAAACAAGGAUUAUAUUAGAAUAAUGCAAUAAUCCAUGUGCGGUUUAGUACUGUCCAGAAAAAUGUAUAGAAAUGAAUGAAAGUGACCAUGAUCUGCUUUAAUAAAAGCUGUACUGUUACACUAUAAUGGAAAUUUGCUGUUUCCUAAUUUUCAUACGUAUAAAGGUUGAGUCUUUGGAGGACCUUUUACCCUCUCCCAUUGUCACAAUGAAAUUUGUGAAUGUGCAUCUUGUAUGUCACUCCAGCUCACAGAAUGCAGUGCCCAAAUUGUAACCAUAUCUCUAAGGGUGUCUCUGUCUUAGACUUUUUCCUCUUGUAAUAUGAUAAUUAUGAAAAAUGCACAGAUUUUUUUAUCUAUAAUGUACUUCAAACAAAGAAUGGUAUGGUGUCUACUUCAUUUCCUGCCUCCUCUCCCUAGUGGCAGGGAACAGCAGAUGAUAUUCAACGCUGCAGUACUGAGUUUGUAAGGUAUAAGUUUUGUUUUGUUCCAAUAUAUUUGAAGCAUUCUUGUUCAAAGAAAAAUAAACCAGAUGAUCAGUG